This is a messenger RNA of Vitis vinifera (wine grape), 1389 nucleotides long. RefSeq names its product Bcl-2-associated athanogene-like protein. Gene Ontology annotation, biological process: protein folding. Gene Ontology annotation, cellular component: plasmodesma. Gene Ontology annotation, molecular function: protein-folding chaperone binding. The record is from RefSeq and is marked predicted. Lineage: Eukaryota; Viridiplantae; Streptophyta; Magnoliopsida; Vitales; Vitaceae.
AUGGAUAGUCCAGUUUUCGGAAGCCAGUGGAAUCUCCCAUCUCGCACUCGCCGCUACCCCGCGACGAGACAAGUACCGGUUCACCGUCAAAUGCCCGUUCCGUCUCCCAAAGUGGUGUCGAUUCCGGUUCACUUCGUCGGAUCGGAGCGGACCAGGUCGGCGUCUGCGGUGAAGAUCCAAAAGGUGUUUCGGGGUUUCUUAGUGAGGAAGAACAUGAAGAGGAUUGUGGCUGUUAAGAGGGAGAUUGACGAGGUCGAGCGGAGGAUAUCAAGGGAAGAGAUUGUUGAUAUGAUUCGGAGAGAUUCGAAGGAGCGGUUGAAGGUGAACGAGACGCUGAUGUCUCUGCUUUUGCGGUUGGAUUCUGUUCGUGGCGUGGACUCUGGGGUUAGGGAUUGCAGAAAGGCGGUGAUUAGGCGUGCGAUUGCGCUGCAGGAGAAGGUUGAUGCAAUUGCUGCUUCUGAUCAAACCGUAGACUCGGAGACACAUACGGAGACUAGUGAUCCAUCUUCAGAGCUGAUCGAUGGCAGUAGAUCUGAAGCUGUUGAUGGAAUCCAAGAAUUAUCUGUUGAUUGUGAUAGCGCCGCUGAUGAAACCCUGGAAAUUAAAGAUUCAAUUUGUGAAUACUCUGCAAAUGGAGCCUUAGAAACAGCGCCCGAUCCCGCUGUUGUUUCUGAUGAUUGCAAUGUUGAUGGAGCCCUACAAUUGCAAAAUCCGGUAGAGCAUGUGAUCGAUUCAGGUGAUUCUAAGGUAAUGUCCGAAUCUACCCUGGACUGCUGUGUCGACUCUGCUGAUGAAAGCAAGGAGGAGAUGGAUGUUACUGAAAUUGGAGUAGAUUCUGAAAUCAACGCAAACAAAGACGUUUCAACUCCGAAAGAAACUGUUGAAGAUCCAGACGAUUCUAAGGCACUACCCAGAUCUUCUCCGGACAGCUGUGACGACUCUGUUCAUGAAAUCAAGGAGGACGUCGAUGUUGCUGAAGUUAUUGAUGAAAUUAAAGAGGAUAUGGAUGUUACAGAAGUUGGAGUGGAUUCUGAAAUCAACGCAAACGAAGAAGCUUAUGCUCCGAAAGAAAUUGUUGAAGAUCCCAGUUCAAAUCCGCGUGUGAAUGAAUGCGCAGGAGUUGAAGGAAACCAAGAACACGGGAAAGAGGACCAAAGUAAUGGAGAACUUCUGGAGAAGAUAAUGGAGGAGAAUGCGAAACUGAUGUGUCUGAUGACGAAGCUCUUUGAGAAGAACGAAGCGCAGACUCGGCUGCUAAGCUCGCUUUCGCAGAGAGUUGAGCACUUGGAGAGAUCCAUCAUGUGUGAGAAGUUGAGGAAAAAAAAGCGGCAAGCAGCAGCUGGGCAAGAAGCAUCGCCGGAUGCUAAGAAAUGUGGAAAAAAAUUGUGA